This is a messenger RNA of Carcharodon carcharias (great white shark), 5031 nucleotides long. RefSeq names its product ADP-dependent glucokinase (gene adpgk). Gene Ontology annotation, cellular component: endoplasmic reticulum. Gene Ontology annotation, molecular function: ADP-specific glucokinase activity. The record is from RefSeq and is a predicted model, not a curated record. Gene Ontology annotation, biological process: glucose metabolic process. The transcript is spliced from 7 exons. The coding region runs from base 62 to 1540 and encodes 492 amino acids. Lineage: Eukaryota; Metazoa; Chordata; Chondrichthyes; Lamniformes; Lamnidae.
CCUAGUUUCCGGUCGGGCGCCGGUUUCCAGUCGGGUUGCUGCGCUCGGCCCCCUGGGCAGGAUGUGGCGAACCACUGCCGCGGUGGCGCUGGUGGCCGUCGUUCUCCAUCUCCUCGUCUCCUAUUACCCGAUACAGGCCCCUGCGGACGCCGUGCAGUUCCUGUCCGAUUACCUGUUCAGGCUGUCGGUGAUGCGGGCGCCCGAGGAGGUGGUGGCCGAGGCCUGGGACUCGCUUAUCCGAGCCCCCGGCAGCAGCUGGACGCGGGUGGCCGUAGGAGUGAAUGCCUGUGUGGAUGUGGUGGUGUGUGGAAUUGGACUCUUGGAAGCGCUGGCGUUGGAUCCUGUAAAUAAAGUGGACCAUGACACUCUUCAAUCAAGAGAAGACCUGAAGGAAACCUUCUCCUACUUCAUGGAGAAAGGAGUUGCAGCUGAACGAUUCUUCGCUGACAAAGAAGUCUUUCAGAAAAUUGCACAGACUGCGUCCCAGUUCCCAGGAGCUAAGCACUUUGUCGGAGGAAACGCUGCCCUGAUUGGCCAGAAGCUGAGCACAAAUCCAAAUCUGUCGGUGCUGCUGUGUGGCCCAGUUGGUCCGAAACUUCAUGAACUCUUGGGCGAUCGAAUUAUUAUCCCACCCAAAUCGUUGCAGGAGGUGGACGAGUAUCAUCUCAUUCUGGAGUAUCAGGCUGGGGAUGUGUUGGGGGAGAUUAAGGCACCUCAUGCCAACCGCUUCAUCUUCUCCCAUGACAUGUCAAAUGGAGAGAUGAACAUGAUGGAGACAUUCAUAGCAAGUCUGGAGGAAUUUGAACCGGAGCUGAUUGUCCUUUCGGGUCUACACAUGAUGGAUGGACAGGGUAAAGAAGAACGAAACAAGAGACUCCAGGAGGUUAGUGUGUUAAUCUCGGAGAUCCCUAAUGAAGUUUCAGUGCACCUGGAGCUGGCCAGUAUGACAGACACGACAUAUAUGAAUUCCAUCGUGGAACAGCAGGUUCUUACUAUUGUCAACUCGAUUGGCCUGAAUGAGCAAGAACUGUUGUUUAUCAGUCAGGCUGGCUCAGGACCUCACUCCUCACAAGGGCACUGGGAUGGUGCUCCUGAUAUUGGAAUGGUCAGCGAUAUCAUCUUCUGGCUCCUCAAAGAAUAUGGACGAACUGAUUCGCGUAAGGAUUCGGAUUUAACUCGUGUUCAUUUCCACACUCUGGCCUAUCACAUACUAGCAACUGUAGAUGGAUACUGGAACAACCAAAUAUCCUCUGUUGCAGCUGGAGCGAGAGUUGCUGGGAGUCAAGCAUGUGGCACUGACACCAUCGACCCCACAAAAGUUGUUCUCAAUUCUCCUAUGGAAUUUGUUCUGUCACAAACAGACAAAUUGCUGAAGAACAAGAAAAUGACAUUGAGCCCAACCAACCCUGUGCGAGUGUGGCAGAGAGAAAACAUCUCAUUUUUCAUCACUCCUGUUCUGAUGUGUGUCAACCCGGUCAGGACAGUGGGAUUGGGAGACACCAUCUCCGCAGAAGGGCUUUUGUAUUCUGAGCGGAAGUGACUGGGACUUCGCUGUUCAACAAGACAGAAACAAAAUUGAGUUUGUAUUUAUGGCAAAUUCUCUGUGUUUAGUGUGUAGAAAUGGGGCUGGUGGAGGUUGUCAGAUAUGCUUAAAGCAAGGAAGAAGGGGCAGCAAGUACAACUGUGGCUUUUGCUCCACAGCCCAAUAUAUAAAAGUUGACCAGUAAAUGAUCUAGUCACACCCCCUCCCUUUUGCUGUUUCCAUUGCUGCAACAAUCAAUGCCCCUUGGAGUUUACUGGAUUCCAUUCAAGUUUCAAAUCAUUUCCAUCAAAAAAAACCAGGUUCUAUUUUGUUUCUGUUAUGUUAAAAUGAACUUUGGAAAUCUAGGUGUAGAGUGCUGGCUUUGAUUGGGAUAUUUUUAGUGUCAUGGGGUGCUUGAGGCAGGCAUUAAGUACUGAUCUUUCAUCUUGAGGACCUGAAUUCUAAUUCAGCCCAGCUUGCUUUGGUGAAAGUCUUCUCCAUCUGCUGGUGGUGUGGGUCUUAUAAUGGUGGUUUCAAUUCAGUGUGCAUAAGUUUACAACACAACAUUUCCCCUAAUUUGACGCGAGUGAAGAAUCUCAUUCAGAAAUCACAAGGUAGUCAGUAUGAGAAGUUUAAAUCUGACUCAGUGGUGCAGUGGGACGUGCUUUGCUGAGUUGGGGGUUGCCAUAUCUUAUUGGGGCAUUACAGAGGCAUCUUCACUGUUGUUGUUGAUCUGGAAGUGCUUUAUUCUGCAAUAUUAGAGCAGCGUGAACAAACCUCUAAAAAUGUGUGAACAAAGGGAAAGUUCAGUUUUUCUAAAAAGUGAACAUUCAUUUAAGCUGAUGUUUUAAUGUGAUGGGAGUUUUCCAAAGCUGGGAAAAGAGCACUUUGUUUACAAUCUACACUCCAGUCCAGAUUUAGUAUUGAUAGAAUACAAGAGGAGUAGCAAUUAAUUGCCUGACUUUCACUUCAUUCGUUAGCUGUGAGAGAUAGGUAUCAAUCGGUACUUCCUCCUUGUGUUACACAAUUCAAAAUGUUCUCUCCAUAGAUAUACCCCAGAUUUGGAAGAUCAGAAUGUAGAAUUGUGCAGGAGUUUAAGUGACCUCACAUGCUCUGUUACGUUUUACUUAUCCCUAGUGACAGUAAUUCAACUGUGACCUUUUUUAACUGACAGUUCUCCUGAAUGGCUAGGGUUUUAUGUCUUCUAUAUUAAGUGGGGUUAAUAGCUUCUAUUCAGAAUAUAUUUUUGUGCUUAAUUUAAGAGCUACUGGCUAAUACCAUUAAUUCAGGGAAAAGGCAAUUCUAUUUCAAAGCACGAUUCCUGAAUUUCUAUUUAUGUCAGGAGGAUCUGGUGAAAUAAAGAGCACCUGCAGGGGUGGGGAAGACACUGCUGAUUUUUCCCUGUCUUUAGAAAGUGUUAGACUCUUGAUCGUGAUUCUGAUUUAGCUAUGCCUGACCUGGCUGAAUAUGAGAAAAUGUAAUUCUGCCAAGCAACAACAUGAAAUGUAGAGCCCCAGCUCCCCGAUAGUCCGAGACAUCAUCUUGUGUGGUGCUGAAUCAGCUGACCGAGCAGAUUUGGUUUACAGUCUCUGCUGGCUCAGAUGGUUGUCGCUAGGGCAGCAGCUCUGUUCUGCAGUUGAUUUUGGGCCAGGAGGGAAGAAGAAGUUGGUGACCCUGCUCCUCAUCCAGAUAUCCCUGGCGCACAGCCAGAUUGUUGGUUGAGGAGCUGAAUUAGACUCGGCUGUGAUGCUCCACAGUUGAAUAGCUUCCUGAACUCACUUUGCUGACCUGCACUUGAAGAAAGGGCAUUUGGGUUUGUAGAAUACAGGGUGUAUAAGUUUACCUCUGCACCAUAAAGAGACGUUAAAAAUAAAUGUGAGAACCAGAAAAUCAGCUUGUCUUCCUCCCACUGUUCACUCUGAAUUACAGGCCACCCCUUGAUGGGAAAGCUCGAACCAGAGGCAAACAGCAGAACAAGUGACAUGUGCAGGUAGCCUCACUAUCUCUGUUUUCUGAUGGAAUAUUGCUGAAUCAAUGGCUGUGAUGAACUGAGGCUUAAACUGUAUAAUCCUUUAUUCUGUGAUGGAUUCUCACAGGAAAUCAGUUCCACUUUUGUUGGAAAUGUGCAUUUGGAUAUUUUAUGUUCGUUUUCUGCUUUUUGUCUUAAGGAAUGGGUUAAAUUCUUUGCUCUCCCUUUCUCCUAUUUCUUCUUCCAAUUAAAAAGCACCUUGGUUUUGGCUGUGGUGUUACAUUUUACAGAUGGAGGGGUUUCUUACAGGAGGAGGUGAUGGUGGAUGUGUUGUUGGCUGUGUUAAAACCUCUGAUAUUCACAGGCCCUUAGUACCAGUGACAUGUCUCUUAACUGAGAAAUCACCUUAUAGAAUAUGUACGUGAUGAAAUGCAAUUCAAAAUAAAUUCUGUGCUUAAAACAAAGUUUUUAAAUGAGCUGAAUUUCCAAGCUUAUCAAACUGUUUUCACUAAAGUAAUGUAAUUGCUUCAGUGCACUGUAGCAGAUGGUGAAGUGAUGUGCAAUGCUGAGCAUUAAUGUAAAUCCAAAUGAGAAGGAUAGGAUUCCUAUAACAUUAAUCGUGGUGCUGCAAUGAAGUGACCAAUAGCUGAUUAUAAUUAUGGAACUGCAUUGUAAUACAAAAUUGUGUCAGUAAGCCUGUUGUUCUUAUCAUAGAUAUUCCCCAAAGUUGUGGGAAGCUUCAUGAAGCCCAAUGAAGUGUAUCCUGCAGCAUAGCCUGGCAAAACAGCAGACCCUCCAUGUUGUUUGGAGGGACAGAGUUAACUGGUCUUGGUCUUUCAGUCACUGCAUUGUUUAUGCUCCAGGACUGCCUUUAAUGAUGAGUUUGCUGUCAGGGACAACUUCAUCGACAGCUGAACAAGAUAUCUGAGCUGGUAUUGUCCUGGUGCUGCCAUUUUCAUGUCCUUCUGCCCCCUCUAGUGGCUCUGCUGAGAACAACCUGAGUUUGUCCACGAAGGGCAGAAGACUUGAGGCAGGCUCAUUGUUAGGCUAGGAUUUGACCAUGUGGCUUUUUAAUCUUCAGUUCAUUUGCAAGGACCAACUUUUAGUUUUCUCUAUAAUAUGUACUUUGGAGAUACCAGCAUGAACAUAACUUUUAUGAUUUAAGUUGCAGAUUUUGCAGAACAAUGUUUGACACAGUUUCUGUUGAUUUUAGCCAUGUUUGUUAACGCUGUGGUUGCUGUAUGUUAUUUAUCGCAUUUAUGUAAAGAAGCCUGGAGAUGCCUCAUGGGUAUUUCUGUUAGCAGAAUUCCUGCCCUCUAUCUCUGAUGCAAAAUGCUGUUGUCAAACAUUACUUGAAAAUCUGAGUUUUUUCCGGUUAAUUUUCAGUGGUACUGUAUCGAUCUAGUGAAUAUUUUACUUUUUUAAAGCAAGAUUUGCAAUAAAUUGUUUUUCUAAAAAACAUAGAGCAGGUGAAAGCUGUUUUCUAUUUGUGAAAUGUCCUAUUUGUUCAGAGGCAAUGAAUGCAAACAUGCUUUAGUCG